AGCCGCGGCGGAGUUGAGCGCUGCUGCUAGUCCUUUAGCCAACAUACAUGUGGAGGGUCCGGAGAGAGUGGAGCUCCGCGCAAACUUAGGACAAAUCCUCUCCAGACUGGAAAUAUACUGUCGACGUCCUUUGCAUCUUUCACAUCAGACAAGUUCCCUUAAACAUGAAAGGUAGCCGGAUCGAGCUGGGGGACGUUACCCCCCACAACAUUAAACAACUGAAGCGUCUGAACCAAGUCAUCUUCCCUGUCAGCUACAAUGACAAGUUCUACAAAGAUGUGCUGGAAGUAGGAGAGCUUGCUAAGUUAGCAUACUUCAAUGACAUUGCUGUGGGGGCAGUGUGCUGUAGGGUGGACCACUCCCAGAACCAGAAGAGAUUGUACAUCAUGACACUCGGCUGCCUAGCACCCUACCGCAGACUGGGCAUAGGAACAAAGAUGCUCAACCAUGUGUUGAACAUUUGUGAGAAGGAUGGCACUUUUGACAACAUUUACCUUCAUGUGCAGAUCAGCAAUGAGUCUGCAAUUGACUUCUACCAGAAGUUUGGCUUUGAGAUCAUUGAAACAAAAAAGAACUAUUACAAGAGGAUAGAGCCUGCAGACGCCCAUGUUCUCCAGAAGAGCCUGCGUAGCCCGUGUGCACCACCAGCGGGAGAGCUGCAGAAGGCUGAGUAGGGGCCCAAGCGCGCUGAAGAGAUUGGUUUUUGCCCGUACUCCCAAAAUGGAACUGUGACAGAUGCCCCGGGGUCUAUAGAUACACCACUUUUUCAGAGGGCAAUUUAAAGAGAAAAACGAGUCCAUGAAAAAUUGCUGCAUUUUAUUUUGCAAAAAUGAAACUCCCAUCGGUUUGUGUUUUCCUUUUUUUUUUUUCCCCCUUCAUUUAGAGAUUUGAAAUUAAAUAUUUUUUUGUUGUUUUUUUCCAGGCAGAAUACAUAAGUGCUCCAAAAAGCUGCUUACUUGUUACAGAGUAGACAUGGUGAAGGUUAACUAUGUAAGCAUACUGUUUGCAUUUUACGUUUUUUAAAGGCAAGGGGACAUGACUGUUGUUUGGACAAGACAAUAGGACUAAAAGAGGGGGAAUCCUUUCAAAAUAGGACUAUUGUUGACUAUAGAUGGUCCUAGCUGGCAGCCUUGGAGUCAUGCUACGGACGGUAUUGGUGACUUUCGGAACUCGUCACCUCACCACCUGGGCCCAAGGACACAUGGGAAGGAAAUGCUCCUGGUGGUUGAGACAUGUUUAUUUCACAGGCAGAAUGCAGUGGAGGACCUCUGCAUGUGAUGCAGUGUCUCCUGGUGAUGUCAGCCUCUCCAGCCUGCCUUGAAGCUAGCCCAGAGAGGAAUAGGAUCAAUCGCCCCCUCAAAUCCAGGGGAUCUUGGUUGGCAAAACGGUUCGAGAGUGUGAGAGUUUGGAGGAGUGGACUCUACUCUCGUUUCUGAAUGUGUUUGUUUUUCUGCCCAUUAUUUAAUAUCCCCCCCUUUUUUUUUUUGCAUAAUUGCUGAUUAGUUCAUGGCUUUUCCUGGGGUGCUGUUGGUGCUUCAGAUUGGAGAAGGGAUUGUGAGUGCCAGUUAUGGAGAAGAGGUUUGCUCUUGGUACAGUUACCCCAGAACCUGAAAUCCUUUCCCCAUGUUGGGCCCGGUAUUGAAGCAUGUGCCUUGCCAUAGGCUUACAUUCCACAUAAAAUCAGGUUGAUGGGCUUCACUUAAAAGAGAUGUCCAGCAUCUUUCAACCUAAUCCUUAUACCUGUACAUCUCUAGUGUAUGGUCACUUACAAAGAACAGCAGUUUGGAGUCCUGUAUUUGGAAAAGAACAGAAAUGCUUCCAAGAGCUUCAGUGUAUGCACAUUGGCCUCUGAGUAUGUUUGGAAUCAGUGAGUUGUCUGACCUUUUCUGUAUACACAGAAUUGUAUGUCGCAAUCAUAUGGAAGCCCAUUCCCUCCAGAUAGAAGAGAAAAAAAAUCACUGCUUCACUGUCCCUAAAAAUUUGACUUGAUAUCUUGAAAUGAUGACUUAUUUUCUCAAAAUGUUGACUUACAUUAGAAUAAUGACUUGCUGUGUCAAAAUAUUGACUUAGUAUGUUGAAAUAAUGACUUUUUAUUUAUGGCUUACUUUAAAUUUGAGAGCUUAAUUAUUUGGCAAAGUAUUUCAAAAUCUUGAAAAAAUAAGAUUAUCACAAUAUUAAGUCCAGUAUUUUGAGAAAAUAUGUCAUUUUUGAGAUGGCAAGUCAGAAACAUGAGCAAAAUUUUUUGUCCUCUGCCUGGCAGGAACUCCCUUCAAUACAAUAGUCCAUAUGCUACACUUAAACUUUGGAAUUUUCCUUUAACUCAUCAAAUAGUUAUUUGGACAUUCUCAUCCUUUUCAUUCUUGUGUUUGUCCUGUGAAUAAUGUUUUUUAAUUGCUUAAAUUGUGGCAAAAAAAAACAUGCACUUAAAGUUUCUGCAGUACACUGUCUGUAGACAAUACCAGCAUCUUCAGAAUAUGUGGCGUUCAUCUAUUUUAUUUGGAAUUUUGCACCUUUAGGAGUUGGUGGCAAUGUCUGUUGGCAGUAUUUCAGAUUUUUUUUUUUUUUUUUUUUUUUUUUUUGGACUACUACCGCUCCCCUACCCCAAGACAAAAGCAAAGGCAAUUAAAGAUGCUAAGAAAAAGACAUUUUAUUUGUGGUUUAAUGAAAGGACACAUUUACUUUGAAUGUAUGCCUUUGGCAAGGCCAGUGAUUAAUUUCUGGACCCUACAUGAAGGUUAUUCAUGUGGUACAAAUGCAUUCGCCUCAUGUUCUGGGGUAGUAUGCAAAAAAAAAAAAUCCUGAAAGGGUUGUAAUGAGUUUUGUUUGAUGAUGGCCUCAGCCUGAGUUUUAGUUCAGCGCUCAGACACUGCGGGGUGGUUUUUCAUUAUUUGCAGGGGCGCAGGUUUGGACCUUAGCAGUCUCCUCUUCGGCAUGCUGACAGCUAAAAAUCUUCCCACGAUGCACUGCUAUCAUUUCAGUGAUGUUCACUGACAACCAUCUGUUUCCUAAGUGCAUUGUGGGAUUGUGGCAGUUUGGUAAUAUAGGUUCCUUAUGUAGAACUUGGAUGCGAGAGCCGGACCCCAGGAGAAGCCUUGAUGCUGCAUGCCAGGAGGGACAUGCCCUCUUCAUUGUAGUUCAAGCAUGUUUUUCUUUCUUUCUUUGGAGAAUUUUGUCUUUUCUGGAGCUCUAUAUUGUAAAACUUUUAAACCUCUAAAUAAAAAAAGUACUAUUUGCAUUAUUUGCCAGAACAUGCUGUUAAAAUGUCGAAGGAGUGCACAGGAGACAAAGAGGCUGGGUAUUUGACAUUGUGAGGCUCAAAAAGUAUAAGAAUAUUUAAGAGCAGCAUUAUAUGGGAAAAAUGUUGCUAGUUAUGUGCAAAAGUUUUGGUGCCCCUGGUCAUGUUUUGUUGCUUUUCAAAGUAAACAUAAGGAGAGAUCGAUUAAAUUUAAAUGCACAAUUACUGUUUAUUUGCUGAAUUUAACAUAUUGAGGGUUGGUGAAUAAAGUCUAAAAUAUA
Messenger RNA from Pygocentrus nattereri (red-bellied piranha), 3516 nucleotides. RefSeq names its product N-alpha-acetyltransferase 50, NatE catalytic subunit (gene naa50). Lineage: Eukaryota; Metazoa; Chordata; Actinopteri; Characiformes; Serrasalmidae. Gene Ontology annotation, molecular function: acyltransferase activity, transferring groups other than amino-acyl groups. The record is from RefSeq and is a predicted model, not a curated record. Gene Ontology annotation, biological process: mitotic sister chromatid cohesion. The coding region runs from base 165 to 674 and encodes 169 amino acids. Gene Ontology annotation, cellular component: NatA complex. The transcript has 5 exons.